AUGAACCCCCACUCCCCAUCUGCGAACUCAAGUAGUUACCCAAACAAACGAGCAAGGCAUAGUUCCCCGGAGCCUUCUAGUACAUCCGCUACGGUAGCAAAGAGUGAUAGUCCGAGAAUUACGUCAGAUGAAAUUGUGCCUGCGGAACCAAUACUAGUCAAGGCCGAGGGAAUUGGGGGUGCUAAGGCGGGACAAAGCAGCAGUUUUCGCAAUGUGAGCGCCUGCAAUAGAUGCCGAUUGAGAAAGAAUAGAUGCGAUCAGAAUUUGCCCAGUUGUGCAAGUUGUGAGAAGGCAGGGCAUAGAUGUGUGGGCUAUGAUCCGAUUACCAAGAGAGAAAUUCCUAGGAGCUAUGUAUACUAUUUGGAGACAAGAACAGCGCACCUCGAAUCCUUACUACUGCAACAUAACAUCGCGUUUGCGCCAGCCGAAGUCCUUGAACAUUCCCCAAAGCCAGGAACAGAUCCUGCGGUUGUACAGACUCCCAGCGAUGAUGGCAGGUCGGUAUUUAAUGGAGACACGGCGCUUGUGCGAAAGCAAAGGCAAGACGAUGUGACGUGGAAUAAGAAGCAGGAUGAGUCCGAGAAGGUGGACAAAAUGAUGUCGAAUAUUGAGAGUGUUUCAGUCCAGGGAGCUUCAGACAAGAGAUACUUGGGCUCGACUUCCGGUAUAUCAUUUGCAAGAGUGGUGUUUGCGGCGGUGAGAUCUUCCGUUUCGGGUGCGGCUAGUGAUACGAGCGGUGUUAGGCCUUCGCGACCACCUGGAAGUUCGAAGACUGCUGCGCAAGGGGGAACUUCGAUGCGUGAUUCAUUCUUUGGUUUGCAUACAAAACCUACAAUUAAACCAGUGCCAUUCCCUGACAAGGACGUUGGGAAAAGAUUGGUGGACUUCUAUUUUGAGCAUGCAAAUCCACAGAUACCUAUAUUACAUCGAGGAGAAUUCAUGAAAAUGUUCGAGGAGGCAUACGCAACUGGAGAGAAUAGAGUUAGGACGCCCCGAGAACUCUAUAUGCUUAAUAUUGUGUUUGCAAUUGGUGCUGGAAUCUUCCUCGGCGACACAGGCGUUCGAUCAGGAGCGGGAAAGAAUGUCGACGGUGACAAGUCAAAUGGCGCAACCAGUGGAAAACAAAGUCAGCCAGAGGAAUAUCACGCUUCAGCAAUUGUUCACCUCGAAUCUUGUCUCAGCUCCUCGGUCGAUAGAGUCGAUGGUUUUGGUGGGGGUUUGGAGGAACUUCAAGCUGUUUUGCUUCUAGCUGGAUUCGCGCUGCUAAGACCUGUGGCUCCUGGUUUAUGGUACAUUAUUGGAGUAGCGGUCCGGCUAGCAGUCGAUCUGGGUCUGCAUUAUGAAGAUGGAAAGGAUAUCGAACUUCCAAUUUUGGAGGCGCCUGGGGUAAAGAAGGAAGAUACGGAGACUGCAAGGUUACAGCGUGAACGUGCGAUGCGAGAACGAGGUCGUCGUGAGUAUAUUCGGGAUUACAGGAGGAGAUUGUGGUGGUGCACAUACUCGUUUGAUCGGCUUGUUUCCACGUGUGUUGGGAGACCAUUUGGAAUCACCGAUCAAGUAGUUACAACUGAAUUUCCCUCUCUGCUCGAUGACAGAUAUAUUACCCCUGCUGGCCUACAAGACCCGGAGGUUGUUGGAACAAGUUACAAGCACGUGGCAUAUCAUUACUUCCGCCUUAGAUUGCUACAGUCUGAGAUAUUACAAGUAUUACAACAUCAACAGGCAUUGCAUGCGCGAGCAGGUGGUGCAAAUAUGCGCAAUCCUUUUAUGCACACGCAAUUGCCAUCCCCUUUCCUAGUGAAAUUCGACAGUUUCCGUUCUUGGCGUAUUGAUAUCGACAAACGUCUCUGGGAAUGGAAGACGUCAGCUCCUACCAAACGGGAGAUGGGAGUCGAAUUCUCCACAGACUUCUUGGAGCUCAACUAUUGGCAAUGUGUUAUCAUGCUGUAUAGACAAAGUUUGAGUGUCCCGCCGAUGUUCGAAGGAGAAUUUAGUACGAGUGAAGAGGUGGAAAGCCCCAGUAUACUUAAUGUAGAGUUGAGGGAAGAUGAAGAAAGAGUCUUUUUGAAGGUUGCAGAGGCGGGGCAAAGAGUGUUGAGAUUGUAUAGACAGUUGCAUAGGGUGCGACUUGUGAAUUAUACUUUCUUGGCGACGCAUCACCUGUUCAUGGCGGGAAUUUCAUUCUUGUAUGCUAUUUGGCAUUCUAAGGUUGUCAGAAGUCGACUGACAAUGGAUGAAGUUGACUUCACAAUCCUGGCCGCAACUUCCGUUCUUGGUGAUUUGAUAGAGAAAUGUCCUCCAGCUGAAGCAUGUCGAGAUGCCUUUGACCGCAUGUCCAAAGCUACAGUUCAGAUGUGCAUGUCCACUACCGGCUUCGGUUCCGGGGCUCAGCAGGGGCUCCAUUCCAGACGUCCUCAUCAUCCUGGUGGCCAACAUCAUUCACAGUCACAACCUGAUGAUUACUUCAAUGCCAAUAGUUCUCGACUUCGGAAACCUCCGCAGUCUAAUCGUCCAAAACCUCAAUUCGACAUGGGUCUCAAUGACCUUUUUACUCCUCAGCCUCCUCCAGGUGGCACGAAAGGACAUUCUAGGGUGGCCUCUGGAAGUAACCAAUCGAGGGGUGGCUUUGUCAGUGAGAGACCCAAUUCAAGAAAUAGCACUGGUUCGAAUAAUGCGGUCAAGACGGAAUUUGAUGCAUACAGAAAUGAUGCCAAUUCAUCACGAAUUCCUUCACCAAAUUUCGCCGCCUCACCUCCAUUUAGUAAUUUAGACAAUAACAUGAACCUUGAUCCAAACCUCUUCCCUGCCCAACAAAGCCCAGUGCAGGGAUAUACAUCAAUGCCAGGUCAGAGCCAAAAUGCCGAAAUGUAUAAUCAAUAUGAUCCUAGCAAUGGAGCUGGUGGCAACAGCAAUGCUUACAACUUUGAUUUCCAAAAUACGCCUGGACUUGGGUUCUUGAAUUAUGCGGGUCUAGGAUAUGGUGGUAUGGGAGGGCCAGGCGAGGAUGAAUGGGAUUUUAGUGGGUUUGAUAUGGGAUUUGGAGAGAACUUGGGGGAUGUAACGACGGUUGGAGGUGUAGGGGCAAAUGGUGGACCGGCGGGGAUCAAUUUGCUUGAUGAGUAUUUCUUCGGGACGGGGACGUAA
Messenger RNA from Sclerotinia sclerotiorum 1980 UF-70, 3144 nucleotides. RefSeq lists its product as hypothetical. Gene Ontology annotation, biological process: positive regulation of transcription by RNA polymerase II; DNA-templated transcription. Bases 1 to 3144 code for a protein of 1047 amino acids. The transcript has 3 exons. The record is from RefSeq and is a predicted model, not a curated record. Gene Ontology annotation, molecular function: zinc ion binding; DNA-binding transcription factor activity, RNA polymerase II-specific; sequence-specific DNA binding. Lineage: Eukaryota; Fungi; Ascomycota; Leotiomycetes; Helotiales; Sclerotiniaceae.